AUGCCGCCCAAUGGCCCCCCGCCCACGUUCGCCUCACUCGUCGCUGCGUUUUCCUCUUUUCUCACCGUCGCCGUUCACACCAUCCUGCACCACCGCUCGCUCUACCCGCGCACCUCUUUCCUGACCGCCCGCGCCUAUAAUUACCCUGUCCACCAAAAUCGCCACCCGCAGGUCUGCACCUGGGUUAGCGAUGCCAUCGCCGCUGUCGAAGCCGAGUUGUUCAAGGGUACUGUGGCACGCGUUGCCCUUGUCAUCUAUUCCGCAAGUUGCAAGCCUCUCGAGCGCUUCAUGUGGGACGUGAGCCGCUUCCCCAUCGUGCCGCGAGCGGACUUUGAAACACCAUUUGCGAGCAGCGCGGCCGAAGAGGACGUGAUUCAAGACAAGGCCGACUUGCCUGCAGACUUGGAGGAGCAAUUCCGCGGUGCGCUAGCGAAACUCGCAGCUUGUGAAUCUAAGCUCAAGCCGCUGCCACCGGGCUGCACCUUUACUAUCGCCGUUGAGCUGAGGGAGACAGCUGACCCGCCUGUUGGACACCCGCAGCCGUGGAUUCCGGUAGAACCCAAUUUACAAGCUACAAAGUCAGGAGGGCGCGCCGCAGCGAGCUCUGACAACAAUGGGCGCCGGAGAGGUGAAGAUCUGGGCGGCGUCAAGACCAUGCCCGUCAGGGCAGUCGAUGCGGGCGAAAUGGUCUUCGAAAUGUGGAUUGAGGAGGGCAAGGCAAAGAUGGAGAUAGACGAGGAGAACACGAGUUCCGCGGAGGCUGCAUGAAAUGUGCUGCACUAAACUCAUUUUCGAACACGGCCCACCUGAGUGAGAGAUGCAGCGAAUCUCUCAACCUCAAAGGAGCCCUUCAAAAAGCAUACAGGUGUGAGUAAUCUACAGCCCCUGACAAAGUGAGACGAAUUACUUGGAGCACAAACAAUGGCUGCCUGCAUCGCUUUCACCUCCAGCAAUUGCUUUCCCGAAGCAAAAUAUCUCGGAACGUGCUAUGACAGUAUCGAUAUAUAAGGUAGCAUCUCGCUGACUACUACUGUCGUCGGCUAAAGAGCCUGACUUGUCGACAUCCACAUUAUGAG
This is a messenger RNA of Aplosporella prunicola CBS 121167, 1076 nucleotides long. RefSeq lists its product as uncharacterized. The transcript has a single exon. Gene Ontology annotation, cellular component: zeta DNA polymerase complex. The coding region runs from base 1 to 768 and encodes 255 amino acids. NCBI's taxonomy places the organism in Eukaryota, Fungi, Ascomycota, Dothideomycetes, Botryosphaeriales, Aplosporellaceae. The record is from RefSeq and is a predicted model, not a curated record.